Zingiber officinale is the source of this 1722-nucleotide messenger RNA. RefSeq lists its product as uncharacterized. The record is from RefSeq and is a predicted model, not a curated record. The transcript is spliced from 2 exons. NCBI's taxonomy places the organism in Eukaryota, Viridiplantae, Streptophyta, Magnoliopsida, Zingiberales, Zingiberaceae. Bases 1 to 1722 code for a protein of 573 amino acids.
AUGAGAAAACAACCUCUGGAAUUUCCUCCUGCCUUCUAUAGAGAGCCAGGCCUGGUUUAUUAUCAGCCAGACCCUGGAUGCUAUAGCCACAAAAAGCAGCCACAAGUUUCUGUUGCUGAAAGUUCUUUGCCUAAAUAUUUGAAGAGAGGGAAGUCCAUCAUCCCUCGAGAAGAAUGUCAUGCAGAUCUGGAGGAGAAAGUGCCAUUCUCUUUCAAAAUAUUGGAGGAAAGGUUACCCAAAGGGUACCGACCCCCUGCUAUCGGGGAGUAUGAUGGCAGCAAAGAUCUUGAAGACCACCUCCGCAAAUUCAGGAACGCGGCUCUGCUACAUCAAUACAAUGACGUCGUUAAGUGCCGAGUGUUCUUGAACACUCUAUCGGGCUUUGCCCAAAAUUGGUUCGAUGGACUGCCGCAUGGGUCCAUCACCUGCUUCUCCGAUUUCAAGAUUGCUUUCCUACGCCAUUUCAUGAUCAGCAGGAAGUAUCAAAAAACUUGCCACUGCUUGUUCGCUCUCAAGCAAGGAUCCGCCAAGCCGCUAAGAAGUUAUAUUAAGCGUUUUAAUCAAGUGGCUCAGGACGUUCCCUUGGCCACAUCAGAAAUACUUAUGAGUGCAUUCUCCCAUGGGUUGACUGAGGGGGAAUUCUUUAGGGAUCUCAUUAGAAAUCCUGUGAAGAAUUUCGAUGAGAUGCUGGAGAAGGCGGCCAGCUACAUUAAUGUGGAGGAAGCACAGACGGCGAGAAGGAAGGCAGAUAAACUGCCUCCACCUACUAACAGACUGGAAAGAAGAGCACCUCAACUGCCUGCACAACCUCUAUCGCGUGGUCGGGAAGCCCGACCUACCUCCCCCCCCCUGCCAAGACUUUCGGCCGAGCCCGCCGAUUGUGUUCAUUUCGCUCGAGACUCCCGUCGUGUUGCUGAGCUGGGCCUACCACCUCCAGAGCUGGCUCCUCAGGUCCAAAGAAUGAUAGAGGAGAGACGUAACUUGGCGGGGCAAGCAGGGAGACCCCGAGUAGAUCAGGGAGGACCUAAAAUGUCGCAACAAGGGCACACUGGGGAGCCAGGAGAAGCUCGUGAGGCUGAGAACAGGGGCAACGUGGUCAUCCGAGACAUUGGCAUAAUCUCUGGAGGACCCAUCGAUGGAGAUUCAGGUAGGGCGCGUAAAUCCCAUGAGCGCCGGUUGGAGAUCCAUGCUGUGGGAUGUAGCCGGGAGCAGGCUGCUGGCCCUGUCAUCAGUUUUGGGCCGCAAGACCUGGAGGGAUUAGAGUUGCCCCAUGACGACACCCUCAUCAUUAAGGUUGUUAUCGCCAAUAGUCGUGUGGUUAGAGUCUUCGUUGACAUCGACAGCUUUGUCAACGUCUUAUUCAGGUCUGCUUUUGAAGAGUUGCAGAUCGACUCCAGCGAGCUCCAGCUAGUAGCCACUUCUCUAUAUGGUUUUACCGGCAAUGAGGUAAGACCUAUGGGCCAGAUCAAGUUGGUCAUAUCCUUGGGAAGCGAGCCACUAGUAAGUACCAGGAGGAGCACCUUUAUCGUGGUAGACUCGCCCUCCUCUUACAAUGUUAUUCUAGGCCGACCAACCCUGAAUGAAUUCAGGGCUGCCGUCUCCACCUUCCACCAGAAGAUCAAGUUCCCCGUGGGAGAGCAGGUCGGCGAAGUUAGAGGGGAGCAGUGGGUUUCUCAACGAUGCUAUCUUGACAUGGUCAAGAUUGAGGCUCGCAAGGCGUAG